Penicillium soppii is the source of this 1842-nucleotide messenger RNA. Its product is annotated as putative alpha/beta hydrolase. NCBI's taxonomy places the organism in Eukaryota, Fungi, Ascomycota, Eurotiomycetes, Eurotiales, Aspergillaceae. Bases 1 to 1842 code for a protein of 613 amino acids. Gene Ontology annotation, biological process: cardiolipin acyl-chain remodeling. Gene Ontology annotation, molecular function: A2-type glycerophospholipase activity. Gene Ontology annotation, cellular component: mitochondrial inner membrane. The record is from RefSeq and is a predicted model, not a curated record. The transcript has 2 exons.
AUGAGCGCCACAGCCCAACUCUUGCUGGCAGAACAUUUCUGUCUUUCGCAUUUACGUACAGGAUCAAGAUCAAAAACUCUUUCACCCUUCUCAACCGCCAACUAUUGGGUCAGACCUCGAUUUGACGUUGUUGCCACCCUCACUCGGCGUUGUCGUCAUUCUUCAAUGGCUUCAGAAUCACUCAACUCGUCCCAAGAGGACGUCCGUGGACACCAUGAACGUUCAGAUGAAACAUCCCGUAAUGGUUCCUCACGAACACCCUAUGCCACUCAGGCUGCUGCUGGCGCAGCAGCGGCGCGCGCAUUUUUCCCAUUAGGAUAUCGGGAAGGAUUUAAUCAAUGGUGGGCUCGUCUCCCUGCUGCUGCUGCCGAACAUAAGGUCCUUUCCUAUCUGCCUUACUUGCAUCACCAACCCCCCACCCACCUCCAGACUGGAAACACAGCCGAGUUACCCAAUGGCGCCACCCCGAGCAGUUUGGAAACUGCAGACCACAAUCAGCUGCGCGAAGUCACCACCAGCUCCCUCGAUGACCCUUAUGGCCCUCGUCGGUGGACCUCUAGCAUGGUGGAAUUGAGCGGGAAAGACCGUGCGCUCAAUGAGUUCUCGGUGGAGAGGAUCGACGAGGAAGCAGAUCAACAUCUGGUCAUGCUCCACGGUUAUGGUGCCGGUCUUGGAUUUUUCUAUAAGAACUUUGAGCCGCUUAGUCGGCUCAAGGGCUGGCAAUUACAUGCCCUGGAUAUGCUGGGCAUGGGUCGUAGUACUCGACCCUCAUUCAAAAUCAAGGCGAAGGGCAGAGAAGAGGCCAUCAGGGAAGCCGAGGCUUGGUUUGUCGACGCAUUGGAGGAAUGGCGCAUCAAGCGCAAGAUCGAUCGCUUCACAUUGCUCGGACACAGUCUCGGCGGCUACAUGGCUGUCGCCUAUGCGCUCAAAUACCCCGGCCAUCUAAACAAGCUCAUUUUGGCGUCCCCAGUUGGCAUCCCAGAGGACCCAUAUGCCGUCACUGCAGAUGUGGCCGAGCCCUCCGCAUCAACAUUGCCCAACGAGCUGACCCAGGAUCAGCGUGAAAUUACUUCAUCUGCUGCCAUUCCGGAGACAGCACCAAAGACCACCGACGGCAGUUUCAUCACAGGCCGUCAACCACCAGCAGAGCCCGCUCAACCCCCACGACGAAACCUCCCCAAAUGGUUCGCGUACCUGUGGGAUGCCAACAUCUCUCCCUUCAGCCUGGUGCGCUGGGCCGGUCCCCUGGGUCCCCGCCUCGUUUCCGGCUGGACCUCUCGACGUUUCUCCCAUCUUCCGGCUGAGGAAGCCAAGGCGCUCCACGACUACUCAUACUCCAUCUUCAGUCUUCGCGGCAGCGGCGAGUACGCACUAGCCUAUAUUCUCGCCCCUGGCGCAUUCGCCCGCAGCCCUCUCAUUCAUCGCGUCCAAGGCCUCGGACGACAAUUGAUCCAUGAUAAUACCAGCGCUCUCCCCCACCCCAUCACUGCUGCUACUGCCCCUCUGAACACUCAGGAUACACCUGCUUCCACCACUGCUCCGUCUGAAUCCCAGCCCGCUCGGCGCGAGAAGGGUCUUCCUGUCGUCUUCAUGUACGGCGAUCACGACUGGAUGGAUGUCUCUGGUGGCCAUGCAGCAACGGAUCGACUGGAAGCAGAGAAGAAAAAGGUUCUCGCGGACGCCACUCCUGAGGAGCGAGGUACAGACGAAGGAUCCUCUAAAGUGGUUGUUAUCAAUAACGCUGGCCACCAUUUGUACCUCGAUGGCUGGGAGGAAUUCAAUAACGUGGUCCUCGCUGAGAUGGAAGAGGUCAAUCGUCGGGAAAGAAGUCGUCAGUCAUGA